Messenger RNA from Lytechinus variegatus (green sea urchin), 4063 nucleotides. Its product is annotated as RING finger protein 17-like. The coding region runs from base 1 to 3735 and encodes 1244 amino acids. Lineage: Eukaryota; Metazoa; Echinodermata; Echinoidea; Temnopleuroida; Toxopneustidae. The record is from RefSeq and is a predicted model, not a curated record. The transcript has 22 exons.
AUGAUUUACCAGACCAAAGACAAAUGUACUACCCAGUCAUCUGCUGAAUAUUUAGCUGGAAAAAGCAUGCUGCAAAGAGGCCAGGUUGGUAAUGUGCUAUAUGUAGACCUCCAUCAACAACCUAACAAUGAUAUCAAAGAUGAUAUGCCCAUCUCACUCAGGGAUGCUCUGGUCUUCCUGGAGCUUGCUUGCUUCAUCUCACCAGAAUCUGUGCCAAAAUCUCAUCUUAUUGUCCCUCCCAAGAAGUACUUGCCACCUACAAUACCCAGCAGUGGGGAUGAUCUGAUUGUACAAGUCAGUCAUAUCACAGAUCCACAAUGCUUCUCAGUGCAAGAGAUGGAGAUCGUGCCAUACCUCGAUGAGAUGAUGGAAAACAUCCAAGAGGCGUAUGCCAAAAGGAUUGGUCAUGAGUGGCAGGUUCUAUGCCCCCAUCCUGGUCUGGUCUGCAUGGCAUUCUUCCAAGAAGACAAGAGGUGGUACAGGGGAGAGGUCCUCAGAGCAGCUGGUAAGCAGCAAGUGGAAGUCCUGUAUGUUGACUAUGGUAACACUGCUAUCAUACACUAUACACACCUGAAGAAGAUGACUGAUGACUUCCUCAAGUUAUAUCGACUGUCCUUGCCAUGUGGUUUGGUGGAUGUUGCACCUAAAGAUGAAGAUAAAGGCUGGACAGAUGAGGCUAAGUUAGUCUUCUCUCAGUGUGUGAGCUUCAAGCCAUUAGAUGUCUCUGUUAUGGAUUUGAGGGAUGGAGUGAUUCAUGUGAUAGCAUAUGAUGAGGUCGAAGAACAACGGGUCAGUGUAAACGCACUCCUUGUCAAGAAAGGUCUUGCAGAAACAACAGGUCCUGGCUCUGUCAGUGCAGAGAUCCUCAGGGGAACUUCUCCAAAGCCAACGCCAGUCUUGCCCAGCACCACUGAUACCACCAAGCCAUCAGAAAACACCCAUAAUGUUGAUUCCAGUGGGGACAAGGUCACUGCUGAAUCGGUACCCGCUGAAACCGAUGAAACAUCUCAAAAGGCACCAGAGCCCAAACAGGAGGUGCCGUCACCAGAGACGACACAGGAGGCGAAGUCACCAGAGACAGUUCUGGUGCCAGAGACGGUUAAGGUGCCAGAGAAGAAGCCAGCCAGAUCUGCAGGGAGGUCGUCCAGAGGCUCUUCGUUGACUGUAGGAUGCAGUGGAACCCCAGGUCACUCAUCACAGCUCUCUGGGAAAUACAGUGCCUACACUGCUGUUCAUGUCAGCCAUGCUGAAGCACCCUCUUGCAUUUAUGUUCAACUCUCUACAGCUGGCAAAGAUGGUUUAGACAGUUUACUGGAAGCAAUGACACUGUUCUACAAGGAGCAAACGAAAUGUGAGAAGACCAAAUGGAAGGAAGGGGAGAUCUGCGGUGCUCUGUUGGUCAGGGAAGGUGUCUGGUGCCGAGGGCAGAUACAGUGUAUUCUCCCUGAUGAGAAUGCUGUGGUCCUAUUCACCGACUACGGUAACGAAGAAGUGGUUUCCAUCGCCAACAUUCGUCCACUUGAAGAGCGCUUCCAGAAGGAAGCUCCCUUCGCCAUCCGAUGUCACCUUGUGGACAUCCUACCUGCCGGAGGCACUCCGGAAUGGACCAAGACAUCUUGUGACUUCUUGGAAGAAAGGCUGAAUGAUCUUGAGUGUUACAUCUAUAAAAAGGGUGAUGCGGAGGAUGGCUCCCUCCCAAUAGACCUCCUCUACGAGCUGACAACCAAGGAGAAGGUUGCAAGAGAAUCCGCUGAAGACCUGGCUAGCAUUGCCGAGCUCCUGGUUGAGAAAGGUUUAGCUUUGAGAAAGAGGCGAAAGGUAUCAAGUCCAACCCAUAGAAAGAAAGUCACAAUGCCACAAGAUACUGCCAAAACACCGCCAUCUCAACGGCCAACUACAGCCGUGACCGCCACCACGACUGUGAGUCCGAAGAUGGUCUCCACCCCUGCCACGCCCCAAAGCAGUGGCGUCAGCUCCCUCAAUACCACCGCCUCUCCCACCUCCGUGGAAGCACCCACCACGCCCGAUGAAGGGUGCCCGGCGAUGCUCCUGGACGACUUUGAGAACUUUGAAGGUAGCGGAAUUCAGGAGGUGCUCCCCCGGUAUCCAGCUCCGCCCUUGCCGAUGCUCUCACAGAUCCAUCUCAUCGUCACCUAUGUCAGUGACAAGGGAGUCAUCCAUGGAUUGGAUGUGGAUAAAUUUGAAGACUUUCAGCAGAUGAUGGCUGCCCAGCAAGUUGCCUGUAACAGUCAGAAGCUCACCCCACCAGACCCCAGCUCUCUCUCCCUAUGCCAGUGUGUAUGUGCAAGAUUCACCCAAGAUGAACAGUGGUACAGGGCACAGAUCAUUGGUAUCACAGAGGAUACUGUGCGGGUGAGAUAUGUUGACUUUGGAAAUUGGGAAUCACUGCCAUUUGACCGCAUCAACCCCAAACCUUUCCAGCUGGAUGUUCCCCAGUACAGCAGAGAAUGUGUACUCUAUGGAAUACAACCGAAGUCACCAAGUAAAAGUUGGUCAGCCGAUGCUAUUUCAUUUCUCUUGGAGUCGUUAGUAGAGAAGACUUGUUUGGCUCAUAUAAGGGCAAUUUGCGUGAAAGAUGAGCCAUUAACCGUCGAGUUGACCCUACCCACUGGCGAGAGUGUCGUGAGAUUGAUGCUGAAUAAGGGUUUUGCAGAGCUGCUUGCAGACUGCGAAGAUCUGGAUGAUGGGACUUUGGAUGAUGCGAGCACCAUCACUGACGGGACGUCUACACCGGCGUUUAGCCGAGCUAUGAGUGAAGAUGGCGAAGAUGGGGCUCACUACAAUCCUGAAAUCCCCCGUUCCGUCGUCAACGUCCUCAAGGGCGUGACCGAAGCCGUUGAGAUGGAAGAGGGCGGGGCGAUGAUGGCUGCACCGGGUCAGGCAUUCCGUCCCACAAUGCUCCCUGAUGUCGGGGUAUACUUCUGGGUCACCGUUAGCCAUCUGGAUGAGCCAGACUUACUUUAUAUCCAAUACACUCAAACCAAUGAAGAUGAUCCCGAUCCAAUCAUAGCACAAGCUGCCCAGCAUGCCUUAGAGUCAGAGGAACUUGUCGCUGAACUCGCCAGUAUGGCCCCUCACCUGCCCUUUCUUCUCAAUCCGCAACCAGAUAUGCCAUGCUGUGCCCAGUACAGUGUAGACGAGAGAUGGUACAGGGCAGAAAUCAUUGAAGUAGUCAGGAAAGACAUUAUCAUGUGUCAUGUUAGGUUCGUUGACUAUGGCACGGUGGAGUGGCUAUCCUUAAACAGCAUUCGGCAGCUCCCAGCACAGUUCCUUGACCUACCGCUGCAGUGCCGCCGUUGUCGUCUGACUGGUAUCCAAGUGCCCGCCAAGCUUCCACCAAAAACACCUCUACAGUCAGGUACCCAUUGGCCCGCAGCUGCCAUCAAGAGGGUGGUUGACAUGGUGUCCAACCGAAUCCUUGUAGCAGCUGUAGAGGAGGAUGGCCCGAUACCAAUGAUCAGCCUCUACGAGAGCACCACCCAAACACUUCCUAUCUACUACUCACUGAUCCAAGAAGGCUUGGCCGAUGGCCUGGCAAACUCGGAAGAACUGCUAGUCAACGCAGCCUUCAAGGAGGUUGGACUCAUACUCUCUGCUAGAGAGAAUACAGUCACAGAGGUUACCGGAGCUACAGGGGUUGCAUCAGGUGAUGUCAGCAAGGGUGAUGUGCUACCAGGCGUGUCCAAGGUUACACCCUCGGGAAUGGAAGAAUGAAGAUGUGAACUGACUAUUGAAAAACAAGUGGAUAACCCACUGGUAGCCUGUACAACUCUUCAAGAUUCAUAUUAAAUGCAGUAUUUGUCUGUGUCAAGAUAAUGACCUAAAAUCAUAAUGCAAUAAUGAUGCAUCAUAUUUUCCCUACUUAUUUCAUGCUUUACUUGAAUGUUCAUAAAGCUACAUGUACCUUAGUUGAGGCUUGAAAAUUCAUAUGGGUAUAUCUGAAGUUUUUCCUUGUUAGUGAACAACAUUGCCAACAUGAAAACAUUAUCUGAAAAAGAAACAUCUCUUUCAUUCUUUUCCUUUAAAUCCUGACUAUCAACAA